Molecule: messenger RNA, 1302 nt
Organism: Protopterus annectens (West African lungfish)
Lineage: Eukaryota; Metazoa; Chordata; Ceratodontiformes; Protopteridae
Exons: 2
Coding region: 59-1279 (406 amino acids)
Source: RefSeq, a predicted model, not a curated record
ACCUCCAAGUGCAGAAAUUAACAGGCAAAGGAGAAUUUGUCACAAACUAUUACAAAAAAUGGCAGGUGCAGGUUUGAAGCGCUUUAAUAGGCAAAAGCAGUUGCGUUUUGCUGAAAUACAACGUAGAUUUCAGGACCUGUAUGAAAGUCUGACUCUACACCAGGAAGAUUCUGGAUUUUAUGAGAGAAUACAAACAAGACAGCUCUCCGAAGUGCAUUCUGGCAUAACAGUCUUGAAAGAACAUGAGAGCGAAGUGAGAAAUAAUCCGGGAUUUUGUGAGAAAACCCAGCCAGAGCAGUUCUUUGAAGUACAUUCUGAUUUAAACUCAAGAAAACAUGAGAGCAAAGUGAGACGUGAUUAUGGAUUUCAUGCAAAAACGCAAGCAAGACAGCUCCCUGGAGAGCAUUCUAAUGUAACAGUCUUAAAAGAUCAUGAGAGUAAAGUGGUACAUGGUUCAAGAUUUCUUGAGAAGACCAAAACAAGACCACUGUCUGAAGUGCAUUCUGACAAAGCAGUCUCAAAUGAACAUGCUGGUAAAACGGGUAGUCAUUCUGUAUUUUAUGAGAAAAUACAAAAAAGGCAGCUGUCUGAAGUGCAUUCUGAAGUAAUGGAACACGAGAGCAAAGUUGGAAGUGAUUUUGAAUUUCAUGACAAAACAACAAAAAAGCUCUCUAAAAUGCAUUCUGACAUAAAAGUUUUGGAAGAGCAUGGCAGUAAUGUGGCAAGUGUUGCUUUCACAGACGCUGUGUCUACUGAUCAGAAUUCAGCUUUUACAAAAACCGUAACAAAACCAUUAAGGCAGGGUUUAGUUUGUAGUAGUUCAUCUGAUUCCUUUUGCAAUAGAAAUUUUAAUCCUGAAAUCUGUACUAUUUAUAAAGAAGCAAUGACAGCUGAAGUUAUAAAUGUCCAGAAUGUUGAAGAAGCUUCAUCUUUGGGCUUGUUUGAUGAUUGGGAAUUACCAGCUGAAGAUUCAGAAAUUCACGUGCUGAGUUUACAAGGUGAAAUGUCUUCCACUCAGAAUGACAACAUGUCGAUUGAGAACGCACAUCUUUGUCAAGCCUGCUUGACACUGUAUUGUGAGCUCAAUAAAAAAGGCAACCAGGAAUAUACUAAAAAAAAGUCAAGUGGUAAUGUAUAUAAAUGGUAUCAUCUAAACAUUGCUUUUUGUUGUCCUGGCACCAGUUGUAUUUUUAUUUUUGCAGUGUUUUCCAUUCUGUUUUUGUACAUCUUUUAUGUACAGGUAACUGUCUGUCUUGAAAUAUAUUUAAACCAUAAUUAAAGUUUAGCACUUUUUCCUUCUCA